GUUCUUCUUAUCCGGAGCAUUGAUCAAAGGAUCGUUCUUCUCAUUCUCCUCGAUGAACGAUCGCAUUCUGUUGGAACAAGGCAAAAGAGGGUCGGUCACACCGUAUACAUGACGCUAAAAAAGGCGGAAAAACUCGAAAACAUUGCUCACAGAAAAGUGAAAAUUAUUGUAAAAACUGACUGAUUUGAUAUAAUUUCUAAUAUAAUUUAAAAAGCCACAAAGAUGCCACGCACUAAGAUACCAAAGAACUCGAAGCGAAACCGCGACGUGGCCAAUCGCGAGGAGAAGGUCCGCUUGUUCGAAUUAAAGAUGGACUCUAGUCUGAUGAGCAUCGACAAUUUGGAAAUCGCGUACUUGAGCGAGGUGGACAACAAGGUGAAGUCGGUGCUUUCGGUGAUUCAGACCGAGCUGCGUGACAUGAAGAUGUCCGAGAUCCUGCACUUGUUCGGGGAGCUGAACCGCUUUGGAGAGUUCAAGGCCAGCGAUCAGACGCAGAUGAUAGCGUCCAUGUCGGCAAGCACCAACACCACGGGCGGCCAAGGAGUGGCCCUGGCCAGUGGCGGCAGCCGCAACGACGAAGGCUACCUUACAGAGGACAGUAGCCUGGGAGCCAGCGGCGGCAGCAUGCUGGCCGUUUCCACUGCUUCCAUGCUGCGAUCCGCCAAGGCCAUGCGGACGCCCGGCCCCCUACACUCGGCCAGGGCCCGUCGUGCCCGCCGUAGUCGCUCGGCCUGCGGGGAGCUGAGUGUAAUCCACUCGGCCAAGGCGACCUCUAUCCCUAGCAGCAGCACCAAUGCGAAUCGGAUGUCUCGCAGCAAGAUGCGCACUCCGAUGUCCGCGCGGCCCAAGGCUUUCAGUGCCGAUCGCACUCCUCUUAAGCUGCACAGGGGACGCACCUCAUCGCCCUCGACUCCGCCAAUGGCCUUCCUGCGCUACCCUAAGCCGGGCGAGGUGGCGCUCUCCAAAUUUGGCAGUCCGAUGGUGGCCCAAGUAAUGCCGGAAAAGUUUGCCAAUGUAAACAUACCCAUUCGGAAUGGUAUCCUGAGCUUGCGACCCAAGAAACUGGAAGCAGGCGAGGUCGAAUCAAACCUGCUGGAAAACCUAGACGAGAAUACCUUGAAUCAGAUCAAAACGCUGCACGCCAAUUUGCAGAUGAUUGUGAACAAGGCCAGCCAGGCGGGCUUCAAAUAGUGGCCCCUUCUAAAUAGUAUCUAGACGUAAUCAAAUAUCAUUUAUUUUAGUAUGUUUCGUUUAAGUUCAGUUCGCAAAUUAUGCACUAGCUAUUGCUUAUUUUACCCCGUUUUUAUCCAUCAUUCAAAUCUAUAAAAGUUCUAAUAUAUGUUCAUCCGUUUAUAAUUGUAUUCGUUGGGAUUAUUGUAACAAAUAGCAUAAUUCAUAAGUCAAUCGACAGUAGAAAGAGAAAGAUUCCUCGCACCCGACUUUUGGCAGGUCGUCAGGCGCUGCGCACCAAGAGGAGAAGGAACGCCUGGCACAAGUCAAGGCCGAAAGUGUUCCAAGCAUCAAGCUUAUCCUCGCCUGGACUGACAAGCAUAUGCUUGAGAUGCAAUUAUCGAAUCUGAAGCGGAAAGGUUCCCGAUCCACCAGACGUCCGAUUACUCAGCAAUUCGGUAAGCACCGAUCGCGGACGUUGGCGCAUUCGUGAUUCCUUCCAGCUGCCGCGCCCAAUUGUACAAUCGUUGGACAAAGGACCUUUUAAGCGUGGAGGAGCUCCCAAGAAAGUACCACCGAUCACAUUCGUACGUUGGCCGCGUGCCGGAGUUGUUGUUCUGCAGCAGCGGCAGCCCGUAGCAGCUUCAAAUCGAAUGCACAGCAGGAAUGCGGUGCGGAGGAGUACAUACCCAUCAAGAAGGGCGUGAUCACGGUGUAGCCCCUGCUCACCGCGAAUUCACUCAACCAAGUGAAGACUUUGCUAACCAAUCUAGGAAUGAUUGUGGACAUGGCCAACAAAGUGGGGAAGAUGUAGGAUGUAUGGAGAUCGAAUUAACAAUGACAGACUACGCCCUGGAUCACGACUUCGGACAGCCCUCAAACCAAUAAACAAUACCCAACAAAGAUGUAUGUAAGGAAUGAGUGGAUAAUACAUAUUCCUAAAUAUUAAAUAAGUUUCAAUAGGUAAAGAAUAGAGAAUUCAUAUGUGACAAUUUGAACUUAA
Drosophila persimilis is the source of this 2173-nucleotide messenger RNA. RefSeq names its product borealin. Gene Ontology annotation, cellular component: chromosome, centromeric region; chromosome passenger complex; spindle midzone. NCBI's taxonomy places the organism in Eukaryota, Metazoa, Arthropoda, Insecta, Diptera, Drosophilidae. The record is from RefSeq and is a predicted model, not a curated record. Gene Ontology annotation, biological process: mitotic sister chromatid segregation. The coding region runs from base 223 to 1191 and encodes 322 amino acids. The transcript is spliced from 7 exons.